This is a messenger RNA of Diatraea saccharalis (sugarcane borer), 2096 nucleotides long. NCBI's taxonomy places the organism in Eukaryota, Metazoa, Arthropoda, Insecta, Lepidoptera, Crambidae. The record is from the annotation of a GenBank genome assembly.
ACAGUGCUCUUGACUGUACAUCAAACUGAUUUACUAUUGUGUUGUCGACUCACCAUUUCUAUAAUUAAUGUGCUAGUUGAUUGCAGGACAGCGUUAGCGGAAGCUGAAUUGGAGUAUGAUCCACAGUUUAAAAGCAAAGAGGUUUAUGUUUUAUUCCCCAUUAACAAGAUGUCAGUAAAAAUGGAAGAGGCUGCGGCUGGGUAAGGUGUUUAUUUGAUUUAAUUGUUUUAUUUAAUUUAAAUUGGCUACUUGAUUGUUUUGGUAUUUGAAAAUAGUGUUAUUAUAUAAAGAAAAUAACAUAUUUUUUCAUCAAUUUGAAAUGCCAGCAAAAGCAAUCAGUCACGUGACAUUAUAAGCAGUGAUGACGCAUUAUAAUUUGUCAAUAUGCGAUGCUUUUCUGUCUACGUCGUAAUGUAAUGUGACGUCACACGGCGCCCCGUUAUGGCGGCCGCGUUUCAGUCUUUAUAGUGGAAAAGCAUAGUCAAACCAAUAAGAUAAACACACCAUUACAACCUGAAACUUAAUGCUGGUUAAAUAAUAGAAGAGCCAAUAACGAAGAAAUUGAAUUUAAUUCUAGAAUUUAAAUUUAAAAGUUAUUGUUUACAUAAAAAUUACCAUUUCCAACAUAUUUCAUAAUCAAUUAUUAUAACUGUCAUGUAGCCAAAUUAGUUAAGAAAUCAAAAGUCACUUAAAAUUUUUAUUAUAGGUGUAAUUUUAUAUCACGAAAUAAUAAAGUGCAUUAUUUUUCUGCUUUAUAUGUGCUCACCCCUUAUUCAUAAACACAUUGUAAACCCAUUUAGUAAAUGUAUGUUAUCUCUCUGUCAUUUAUCUAACAAGUGUAAGAAAAUGUAUUUUUAUCAAUGAAACCGUUAAUUUCAUGCUGCAAUUCUAUAUUAAUUAUUUUUAGAGAUUAAUGAACUAAAUGGAAAAGAUAUACGAAAUAUGUAUUAUAAUCUAUCCCGCCCUUACCCAAACAGGCAAAAAGUGUCAGCAAUUAUUUGGACUACCACCCCAUGGACUCUUGUUGCAAACCGAGCUGUCUGCUACGGUCCUCAGUUGAAAUACAGCUUGGUUAAGCUCGGAUUUCGUCCAGGCUUGUUUCUGAUUGGAAGCGACCUGAUAGAUGACCUGGAGAAAACUUUUAACACUGAAAUAAAGAAACUGGCAGAAUUCGAUGGUCAGGAGCUGCAAGGUGUCACAUAUGACAACAAGUUGGUAGGACAAGGUCUACCGUUUCUUGCUGGUGAUCAUGUGACGUCAGUGAAAGGCACAGGGCUUGUGCACACAGCGCCUGCGCACGGACCUGACGACUUCCUGGUGGCCCUUAAAAAUAAUAUGGAUGUUCAAUGCGACGUAGACGAAUCUGGUCGCUACAUGAAUCUGGACGAUGAGUUAAACGGUCUACCUGUCCUCGCUGAAGGUCAGGAUAUGGUGAUAGCGAGACUUGGAGAGUCCAUUCUCCAUCAGGACACAUACGUACACUCGUAUCCGCUGGACUGGCGCACCAAGAAACCGGUCAUCAUUAGAGCGAGCCAGCAGUGGUUUAUUGAUACUGAAUCUCUAAAAGACAAAGCUUUGGCUGCUCUAGAGAACAUAUCAGUGUUACCCAGCUCUAGCGCGGAACAAUCAUGUCGUGGUUUCCGUGGGCAACUGCAGCAGCGUCCGUACUGGUGUAUAUCGAGACAAAGAGCCUGGGGCGUGCCGAUACCGGCGUUGUAUCGCGGACGUGACGUCAUAGUCCACGAGAGUGUGAUUGAAAAACUGUGCUCUCUGAUAGAGGAUAAAGGGCCGGAUGCAUGGUGGACGUGUGACGUCACCGAGUUGUUAUCUAAAGACGUGGUGGAGAAAUAUCAAUUGCGUGAUGACGUCACUAAAGGACAGGACAUAAUGGACAUUUGGUUCGAUUCCGGCAUUUCUUGGACUACAUUAGGCGGUAAGAAGGCGAAAUUAUACUCCGAGGGUCAGGAUCAACUUACUGGUUGGUUCCAGGCAUCUUUACUUACUUCCUUAGCGUUAACCGGCGAACCACCUUACGAGUAAGUAAUUAAAGGUUAUUUAUCAAUAACAUUUUAGAAAAGUCGCUUACUGUCUAUCCU